Molecule: messenger RNA, 1050 nt
Organism: Myotis lucifugus (little brown bat)
Lineage: Eukaryota; Metazoa; Chordata; Mammalia; Chiroptera; Vespertilionidae
Gene: YEATS4
Product: YEATS domain containing 4
Exons: 7
Coding region: 98-781 (227 amino acids)
Biological process (GO): regulation of DNA-templated transcription
Source: RefSeq, a predicted model, not a curated record
CCCGGCCCUGGGAGAAGGGGGCGCCUCUGAGGGCUGCGGCCACCCCGCCGGCCUCGUGUCUUUCCCUGGCGGCCGGCGGCUUCUUCCGUGGGACAAUAUGUUCAAGAGAAUGGCCGAAUUUGGGCCUGACUCCGGCGGGAGAGUGAAGGGGGUUACUAUCGUUAAACCAAUAGUUUAUGGCAAUGUUGCUCGAUAUUUUGGAAAGAAAAGAGAAGAGGAUGGGCAUACCCAUCAAUGGACAGUAUAUGUAAAACCAUAUAGAAAUGAGGAUAUGUCAGCAUAUGUGAAGAAAAUUCAAUUUAAGUUACAUGAAAGCUAUGGCAAUCCUUUAAGAGUUGUUACUAAGCCUCCAUAUGAAAUUACUGAAACAGGAUGGGGUGAAUUCGAAAUAAUCAUCAAAAUAUUUUUUAUUGAUCCUAAUGAGAGACCUGUAACCCUGUAUCAUUUAUUAAAGCUGUUCCAAUCAGAUACCAAUGCAAUGCUGGGGAAAAAGACAGUGGUUUCAGAGUUCUAUGAUGAAAUGAUAUUUCAAGACCCAACAGCAAUGAUGCAACAAUUAUUAACAACAUCUCGUCAGCUAACAUUAGGAGCCUACAAGCAUGAAACAGAAUUUGCAGAACUUGAAGUGAAAACCAGAGAAAAAUUAGAAGCUGCGAAGAAAAAAACAAGUUUUGAAAUUGCAGAGCUUAAGGAGAGAUUAAAAGCAAGUCGUGAAACUAUAAAUUGUUUAAAAAAUGAAAUCAGGAAACUCGAAGAAGAUGAUCAAACAAAAGAGAUGUAAACAGUUCUGAAGAGAACUUGGUAGGAAACUAAACUGAAAAUAAGGUGGACUUUGAAGGGGAAAUGGAUUGCAAAUGCUUCUUAGAGAGCUGCAUAUAUAGUUGUUGACCAUCGGUUCCUCAGCAAUGGGGUCAAAGUGUUUGUACUUUUCAAGCAAUAUUUAAUGUGAAACAUAUGUAUAUAAUAGAUAUGAAUUCUGUAUAGGCAUUUUAACCCAUUUUAGGGUAAAUUCUAUGCUGUUAAGCACAAUUAAAAACUUUUUUUAUUACA